AUGAAUCUCCAAAACUUCAUGUGUGUAGCUAAUCGUCACCAAUUGGUCCUUGUCAUCGUCUUCACCAACUUAGUCUAUCAGGCUCUAUCGGAUGGUGUGCAAUACGAGGCCUGCGUGCCUCGGAACUGCGGAUAUGGUCCGAACAUCAGCUACCCUUUUUGGAUUUCUGGCUUGCAGGAGUCCUACUGUGGCUAUCCGAAUUUCGAGAUUAACUGCAAAGAGAUAUACCCGGUGCUGAAUUUCUCGGACGGUGAGUUCAUCGUCAAGGAUAUCUUCUAUGCGAACCAUUCGUUCCUCCUGGUUAAUGCCCUCGUGAACCAGGACUCCUGUGGUGCUCCGCCGCGUAAUAACAGCCUCGAAAGGACGCCUUUCAAUCUUAGUUCCGCAAAUGACGAUUUAUUCUUCUACUAUAAUUGCACCUCGAAGCCGACAGGUUUUACAUAUCCAGUGGACUGUGCUAGCGACUACACCCACUAUUCUUUUGCUCUUUUCCCCAAGACAGCAGCGCAAGAUUUGUAUUCCGCCGUCAGCUCCUGCGAUCCUCCAGUUAGUGUACCUGUUGAUGUUAAUGCAAAUAUCACUAGCUUGGCGUCUAUGAACUACAGUGAGAUUAUAAAGAUGGGGUUCCUUUUGAACUGGACUGCAAUUAAUUGCAGCAACUGCGAGGGAAGUGAGGGACGGUGUGGUUUCGAGAACAAUAAUUUCGUUUGCUUUUGCCAAGAUGGUCCUCAUUCUCAAACCUGCAAUGAUGAUAAGUGCAUAGCGGAGUCAAUUUUCUGUUUGCGCUUCUUGACUGAGGCUUCAUAUCUACUGUUUUGCAUGAUCUUUCAUUUGUACGUGCGGAGGGACAGUGUGGAUUAA
Molecule: messenger RNA, 861 nt
Organism: Syzygium oleosum
Lineage: Eukaryota; Viridiplantae; Streptophyta; Magnoliopsida; Myrtales; Myrtaceae
Product: LEAF RUST 10 DISEASE-RESISTANCE LOCUS RECEPTOR-LIKE PROTEIN KINASE-like 1.2
Exons: 1
Coding region: 1-861 (286 amino acids)
Molecular function (GO): polysaccharide binding
Source: RefSeq, a predicted model, not a curated record